AGUAGCCAAACAUAUUGGUCAAUGUUGGUUAAGUUCAUUAAAAUUUUGUAUAAGGUUCAAAUUAAAGGAUUCUAAAGUGACGCUUUACAUUAUUUAGCAAAAUAUGGAGAAUCGCAACUAACGAGUCAAGCCUCAAAAUAAAGAUGUCAGCCUUUUGUUGCUUAAAAAAUUGUUUAGAUGGCUUCGCUCUAAAUUCUUCAAUUCAAAAUGUAUCUAAACCAAAUCCAAUUCACUUAGACACCUCCUGUAUGGGAUAUGAAGUUGUCAUUGUUAAAGGGGGUCAGAGGGUCUGUGGUUCAGGAGCUGUUUUGGGUAGUGCUCCAUUAGUGCAAUCGAAAUCAUAUUUUGAAGUCAAAAUUCAACAAAGUGGUUCAUGGUCUGUUGGAUUAGCUUCAAGACAAACUGAUCUCAGUCUAACAAGAGGAGGAAUGGAUAAAUACUCCUGGGCUCUUUGUAGCGAUCAUGUGAUAAGACAUAAUAAGCAAGAACUACACAAAAUAGAUAUGUCGAAUGUGGAUUCUGAUAUUGAUUCAUUGCAAGAAGGAGUUGUUAUUGGAGUCGCUUUCGAUCAUAUUCAAAUAAGGUUUUACUUGAAUGGGAAAGAAAUUGAUUAUGCAUUGCCUAAUGUAAAAGGCAAAGUAUAUCCAGCUUUAUAUGUUGAUGAAGGAGCUAUAUUAGAUAUAGUAUUAGAUAAUUUUAAUUACCCACCGCCCUCCGGAUUUGAAAGGAUCAUGUUGGAGCAGUCACUUCUUUAAUCCUUCUCCAAGGAUUAAUUAAUGUACAUAAAGUACAUAAGCAAAAAAAUCACAAAACUAAGCUGUUUACAGAGUCUCAAAAUUGUUUUGUUAGUCAUUGUGUAACAAAUAAUUGUUGUAACACUUAAAAAUUCAUACAUUAAUCUUCAUGUACAAAACAUAAAAUGUAAAAAUGUAAGAAAUAUAUGCAUAACAUAAUCUCUUCAAAUUUAACAUCUUGAAAAAUUACUUUUUGUUAUUUCUUAAUUCCUUAGAUUAUUUAAUUUAAAGUUAAUUAUAUUGUUUUUGGGUUUUACUGAAAACUUUUUUCGUCCUUGGUAAUAUUGACAAAAAUAUUUGUGCCUAGAAUAUAUAUACUUUAUAAGUCAUUAUUUAUUCUGUUUAUUCAAAGCAGUCAUCUGGGUCCACAGUAAAAGUUGUGCCCAGGCAACUGUUUAGAAAUUAGAGUCUUUCACAUUACAGAAUGAAGCUGCAAAUUGAACUGCAUAAUUUUUAUCCUAAGUAAAGCCUUGAGACCUUUGUUUUAUAUGUAUUAACCAUAUUUAUACUGCAUAUAUGGUUAUUCACAUUUACAUUUUCAGUAUUGUCGAGAGAGACAUUUGCCAUUAAAAUGACACUCAUGUGGAAUCUUGUAUAUCCUAACAUAUCUUGGAGUAGACAAGGUAGAUGUCGCCAGGCUACGGUAUACCGCAACCAUUGUUUUAUUGUGUGAAUUUAAUUUGUAAAAACCGAAUCAUGAAAUGUCUUGCAACUUUGAUGUAUGAGCAAAAAAGAAUUAUGCCACUUCGCAUGCUGCUCCAUUCUCUAAUGGGUAGGACUCGGCAAGUUAAUUAUGUAAAUAUGUAUCUAAUACCUUGAAUAUGUUUCACAAAUAUAAGUGUGAUAACUCCCAACAAGGAUAACAGACUUUCAAGUGCUAAGUGUGAGCCCACAGCACAAGAUAAAUCCUACCUAAACCUUGUAAACUAUUUAAAAGCAUAUAUUUUUCAAAAAAACUUCAAACAUUUUUAUUUUUUACUCAAACUGAUUCACUACUGACAGUAUACUCCACCUACAUCUCCACCCAACAAACCAACAUUAAAUUAACGACACUGGUUUACCCUGUCGUCAUAGUGCAGCCUGAGAUGGCUUUCGGUAUAUAAACCAAAUUUGGUUGAAAAAAAGCUUUUUCCUAAAUCAAUCAAUUUCAAGCAACUUUGGACCAUGAAAAAAACAAAGGCGCCUUCCAGAUCAAAAUGUGCUAUAUUAUUCUUCUAUUUCUGUUUAUAAAUGAUUACGAAUGAAUGCCUCAAUUUAAUUCGAAAAUGAAAAAUUCCAUGACGUUUAGUAACCACCCACCUUUAUGAAUUUGUAAUGUGAAAAUGAAAAAUUCCAUAAAUUCCUAACCACCAAGCAACUAAACAUAUUAAAUUAAAUCAAGAAAAUCGAAAAUAGAAAUUCAGCGAUCAUAAAUCACAAGUAUCAUUUAUACAUAUCUGAAACAUCAAGAGGUCAGCAAGACCGGGAAUACGCCCUAUUGUCAACAUUUCUAAACUUGCAGUAUAUAUAUAUUUUUUUAAGUUUUAGUUAUAAACUAAAUUCUCGAACAAAAUAGAAGCCUAGAAAUAUCAAUGCUUUUUUUUUCGGC
This is a messenger RNA of Cylas formicarius (sweet potato weevil), 2382 nucleotides long. Its product is annotated as SPRY domain-containing protein 7. The transcript is spliced from 4 exons. The record is from RefSeq and is a predicted model, not a curated record. Lineage: Eukaryota; Metazoa; Arthropoda; Insecta; Coleoptera; Brentidae. The coding region runs from base 144 to 755 and encodes 203 amino acids. Gene Ontology annotation, molecular function: protein binding.